Molecule: messenger RNA, 585 nt
Organism: Leishmania mexicana MHOM/GT/2001/U1103
Lineage: Eukaryota; Euglenozoa; Kinetoplastea; Trypanosomatida; Trypanosomatidae
Exons: 1
Coding region: 1-585 (194 amino acids)
Source: RefSeq, a predicted model, not a curated record
AUGGCGUAUAGUGUCCCCCUCAUUCUGUACGUGAUCAUCCAGUUCGCGGCGUUCCUCCUGGUGCUGGCGGGUACGCCGUCUGGCAUGUUCCGCAGCGGGUCCCCAAGUUUCCCUGGUCUGUUUGGCUGUAUAACCCUAUGGGGUUUGAAGCUAACCUGCGCAUCUGUGGAUUACGACCUCACAAUUCACUUCUUCUUUCGGAACUGCCGUAACCGCCUCAACCUUUUCCGCGCUGCACAGGGGCUUGCUAUUGUCACCAUCUUCGUGUACGGCGCGGCGUUCAUCCUGGGCUCGAUUUUGCUGUUCUGUUGCUCUUUCCUCCGCUGGGUCUGCCUGGCGCUGAACAUCGUUGGCAUUGCCACCUUGUGCGUUGUGUGGGCGGCCAUGGCGGUGAUGUACAACAAGACUGAUGACCCACAGUGCUCUACGGUGAGGGAAAUGGGCUACCGGUAUGGCGCCGGGUUCGUUCUCUUUGUGGUGUCCUGGAUACUGGAUAUCAUCAACACGUUCAUGCUGCUGCUCCCGUGCACGGUCACGGACAGUGAAGCGCCCGAAAAGGUGAAGUCACCGGCAGCGCAAGAGUAG